AUGGUCGACCUUGCCGACUACAUCGACCGGUUCCUGGCAGCGGUGGCCACGCAGACACGCAACAAGGAGUUGACUGAUCUCCUUACCCUCAACCCCGCCAACAAUGCCGGACCAAAACGGGCCAAGUGGCACCUCCCCAACGACUUCGAAUUGCACCUGGUACCGCAACGUUACCACGAAGUGAUACGAAGCUACCUUAAGAUGAUGCAAGCGGUCUACGUCAACCAUCUGUUGCGGGAGGCGUUUGUUGCCGCUAAUGAUAUGUGCACCAAUUUGAUCCGGGCCUACCAGUACGAGACGAACCAUUUGUCGUCAGUGGUGAUGAUGUGUUUAAGUGAGCUUAAGGCGAUGUAUCUCGUCAGCCAGGCACAAAACCCCGAAGAUCUCACUCUGUUUGAGUAUCAAGAGGUGGCAGAGCUUGGUGGCGAGCCGUAUAAAGCGUCGCUUUUGGAAGAGUUUGGUACCACGGUCAACCGCGGGUUUAAAGUGGUGCUCAACGAUAAACCUGCUGAACCCCACCAUUCAAAACGAAGCCACGUCUACUUCUACCUCGGGAUGCUCCUCAAAAUUUACUUUAAGCUCGGUAAAUUGGAGUUGGCCCGCCUGGUGGAAAAAGCCGUCAUUGGGUCAAAUUUUGCUCUUCCCAAACCCAAGGGGUUACAAAUACCCUACGCCAUUGAGUACUGGUACUACCUGGCUCUUUUAAGCAUUGACGACGGCGACUACGCCCACGCUCGUGAUCUAUUGAGCAGGGCACUCAAACAAUUAGGUAGAUUGGACAACGUCACCGCCACCAAGAACUAUGCUCGCCUUAUGCUUUUGCUAAUUGCACUCAGCUACGAGGCCCACUUUCGCCUCAAACCUGAAGCCUGGGAUUUCGUACCGGAAUUGGUCCCGAUAUACCGUGACGGUUUCUUCGCUGCCAUCAAUGAUGGUGAUAUCGCGCGCUACGAGCAAUUGAUGGAGAAGUACCAGCUCCUCCUUCUCCGCAACCACCUAUACGUGUUGUUUGUGCGGUUACGACUGCGUCUCCAUCUCAACUUGGUCCGCAAGACCACCAAGUUGGUCCAGCCAACCUUGGACGAAGCCAAGCGCCAUAUCAUCUCCUUUGACGCCUACCAGAAAGCAUUUGCUGUCAGCAGUGGCAAGCCCGACUCGGAAACCGCCAUUGACGACCUUGAAUGUGUGCUUGCCUCUCUUAUCGGUGAUGGCAAAGUCAAAGGCUACUUGUCCCACGUUAACCGCUGCAUAGUUCUUUCGAAAACCGACCCCUUCCCCAGUCAAUCGCCUACACCAAAAUAA
Diutina rugosa is the source of this 1302-nucleotide messenger RNA. RefSeq lists its product as uncharacterized. Gene Ontology annotation, cellular component: transcription export complex 2. The transcript has a single exon. Gene Ontology annotation, biological process: poly(A)+ mRNA export from nucleus; post-transcriptional tethering of RNA polymerase II gene DNA at nuclear periphery; transcription elongation by RNA polymerase II. Gene Ontology annotation, molecular function: double-stranded DNA binding; RNA binding. NCBI's taxonomy places the organism in Eukaryota, Fungi, Ascomycota, Pichiomycetes, Serinales, Debaryomycetaceae. Bases 1 to 1302 code for a protein of 433 amino acids. The record is from RefSeq and is a predicted model, not a curated record.